AUGGAGCCCCACAGUUCCAUCCCUGAUACAUUGACUAGCCUGGAUACUUCUUUGAGUAUCAGUGAGUCAUUAGUUCCGAUAAGGAAUCAUAAACCAGCGCAGAUUAGUAGUGUCUCAUUCGAUGGCCUUUUGAAAAAUCCCUUGCUUCUCAAGGAGGACCUGAGGGAAGGAUGUGGUGGCCAGCUGUGGCCAGCUGGGAUGGUUCUGGCCAAGUACCUACUGCGUCAACACCACUUGGACCUCUGUGACAAGACUAUAGUUGAAUUAGGGGCAGGAAGCGGGCUUGUUGGGCUCGCACUUGCGCACAGUUUCACCGUCGAGGCGCCCCAUAUCUACGUUACAGACCAGGAGCCGAUGGUACCCUUGAUGGAAACCAAUAUCAAACUGAAUAACCUGUCUUCUAUUAUCACUGCUAAGGUGUUAAACUGGGGUGAACCUCUCCCGGAUUGCAUACCUUCUCACCCCGCAGUUGUCCUUGCGGCGGACUGCGUUUACUUCGAACCGGCAUUUCCUUUGUUGAUAUCGACACUCCAAGACUUGCUAGGCCCCGAGUCCAUUUGCUACUUCUGUUUUAAAAGGCGGCGAAGAGCGGACCUCCGAUUUAUGAAGUUGGCAAGAAAGACAUUCGAUAUCGCCGAGAUUCGUGAUGACCCUGAUGCAGAGAUCAACAAAACUGAGGGUCUUUUCCUAUACACAAUACGAGCAAGGUCUACAGAAAAAGGGCAUCCAAAACCAACGACCCAAUCUCAAAAAAUACAAUAG
Monascus purpureus is the source of this 762-nucleotide messenger RNA. The record is from the annotation of a GenBank genome assembly. NCBI's taxonomy places the organism in Eukaryota, Fungi, Ascomycota, Eurotiomycetes, Eurotiales, Aspergillaceae.